CCAGGAUGAAUAUGGAGGUUCUUGAGACUGUGAUGCCGCCAUGACUCCGAGGUCGCCCCCCACGCUCCCGGCGACGAUAUGAGAAAUACCUGCUCCGCUGCUGCCAGAGUUCAUCGCAUCUACUCGGACGGUAUCUACAUCUACGCCACUUCUGCACAAUACCUGCUCCGCCCACUAUGAAGUAUCUGAUGGUGGCACUUCUCGUGGUCAGUCUGACGGCCUCGGAGGAGGUCAUGGCCUCGUCGCGGGACUCGGCGCUGCCCUCGCCCGUCCAGCCCCACGCCCACUCACACAGGGCGCAGGACGCUGCCGCAGUUCCGCCCGCGCACCGGAAGGAGAAGGUGCGGCACGCGCAUCGCUUGCGGGAGCGCUUCCACGGCAAGAAGAAGCUCCACCGCGUGCGCUUCCUCGACUACGCCCCCGACAAGCCCCUGCACAUAUACGAGAAGCCCCAGCGCGACUCCGCGAGGGCGUUGGACCAGGCCUACUUCUGGUCCUACACUGGGCUCGGGACGCCGAGCGACCUGUGGCAGCAGGCCAUCCGGGUCCUGCCGGGCGAGGGCAAGGCCGCCAAGCCGAAGCCCGUGGCGAUGCCGGUGACGGAGAACCUGAAGCGGGACCCGGACCCCGUCGCGUAUUACGGCCUCCCGAAGGAGCUCAUGCCGAUCCACCCGGGAGGAGGGUCCAGGUUCGAGGACCUGGAGAAGGAGCGCCUCGAGAGAGCGAAGUUGGCCCACACCAAAGACGCCGGAGACGACGCGGACAACGGCGCCGGCCACGACGCGGAGGGCCUCUACAGCGCCGCCGCCGCGCCCUUCCUCUCGCUCCCCGCCGUCGUCGUCGCCUGCUGCGUCAGCUUCGUCCUAUAGAUCCCGUUUCCCAGACCGUUUUCCCGAUCCCGGAAAGUCGUUCCAUGUUACUGAUUUUUAAAAGCCUUUCGUGGUCUCGCAAGUUGGUGAAUGAGUAUUUAUUUUGUCCUGAUGAACACGAUGAACUUUUUGAUAGGUGUUAAGCAGAAUAGAUUUAGUGCUAUGAAUAUAUUGUUGUGCCACGACACAUAGUGAUACCGUAUGUGCGUAUGAGGAUGUGUGCGCGCGUGCACAUAUACGCCUGCAUACAUUUAAACUUGCGUAUGUGCGUUUGUGUGUGUGUGUUUGUGUGUCUCUGUCUACUUGUGUGUGUGCUUGAAUGUGUAUGUUUGUGUGUAUGUGUGCUUAUGGAGAGUCCAUAACAUAGAAUGAAUAUAAAACACCAUUGCAAUUAUUUGUUAAGUAUGAUUUUUGGCUGUCCUUAAUUUAAUCAAAAUGUAUAAUACUUUGUGGAUGAUUCUGUGCAUAUUAUUUUUGUAAAUACACUUGUUUGGGGGUUUUGUUUUUGUUAAGUGUAAGCAAUACUAUUCCUUUGCUAUAAUGAAAUGUGUUUUUUGCUUCCAGAAAAUAAAGCAAAUUCGAGCAUAAGUGGUGUGUGUGUGUGAGGAAUAUGUAAACAUUGUUGUUUAGUCAGUAGUGUGUAAGCAUGAUCUGAAAACGUUUAUAAGAAUAUCCAUCCAUAGAGUUUGAAAAAAAUAGAGGCAUGAAAAUAUCACAAUACAUAAAUGGAUAAAAGAAAUACUGUCAAGAUAAGAAGGUAGUGUGUUGAACUGCAACACCCUGUUUUUUUCGUUUUUUUUCUAGAGUACAGUGUGAUUCAGAAUGUAAAGUGAACCAUAGUUUGUACUGUAUAACU
Penaeus vannamei (Pacific white shrimp) is the source of this 1725-nucleotide messenger RNA. RefSeq lists its product as uncharacterized. The record is from RefSeq and is a predicted model, not a curated record. Lineage: Eukaryota; Metazoa; Arthropoda; Malacostraca; Decapoda; Penaeidae.